CCAACAAACCCCACACAGAGCAAAACAGAGUGAGACACAACAACAACAACCAAAAAAAGCUCUAAUUUUGCACCAAUGGAGUUCCCAAUUAUCAACUUGGAGAAGCUUAAUGGCGAAGAACGAGCCCCCAUCUUGGAGAAAAUCAAAGACGCCUGUGAAAAUUGGGGCUUUUUCGAGCUUUUGAACCAUGGGAUUGAGCCAGAGUUUCUGGACAAAGUGGAGAGGCUAACGAAACAGCACUACAAGAAAUGUAUGGAACAGAGGUUCAAGGAGCUGGUGGAGAGUAAAGGGUUAGAUGGGGUUCAGGCGGAGGUCAACGAUCUUGACUGGGAAAGCACUUUCUUCCUCCGCCAUCUCCCCGUUUCCAACAUCGCCGACUUGCCGGACUUGGACGACGAAUACAGAGCCGUCAUGAAGGAAUUUGCUGCCAAAUUGGAGAAGCUCGCGGAAGUGCUUUUGGAUUUACUUUGCGAGAAUCUUGGGCUCCCAAAAGGGUACCUCAAGAAUGUGUUUUAUGGAUCUAAAGGACCCACUUUCGGCACCAAGGUUAGCAACUACCCACCUUGUCCUAAGCCGGAUCUGAUCAAGGGCCUCCGAGCCCACACCGACGCCGGUGGCAUCAUCCUCCUCUUCCAAGACGACAAGGUGAGUGGCCUCCAGUUGCUGAAAGACGACCAAUGGGUUGACGUGCCACCACUCCGCCACUCGAUCGUCGUCAAUAUCGGCGAUCAGCUAGAGGUGAUCACAAACGGAAAGUACAAAAGCGUGCUGCACCGAGUGAUAGCGCAGCGCGACGGGGAAGGGAGGAUGUCAUUAGCAUCAUUCUACAACCCCGGGAGCGACGCAGUGAUAUACCCAGCGCCGGCCCUGGUGGGGAAAGAGGGUGAGGAGAAGAAUGAAGUAUUAUACCCAAAGUUCGUGUUUGAAGACUACAUGAAGCUGUAUGCAGGGCUGAAAUUCCAGGCCAAGGAGCCAAGGUUUGAAGCCAUGAAAGCUGUGGAAUCCAACUAAUUGAUUCAUCAACUCAGGGGAAUAUGUGGCCAUAAUUAUGUGUGUUAUUUUAAACUUAACUCAUUGGAAUAAGAAUAUAUAUAUAUAUAUAUAUAUGUUAUAUGAUAUAUUGUAUGGUGAAAAGUGGGGUUUGUUCAUGUGUAUGUUUAAAAUGAGUAUUUGUAAGCUUGGAAUGGAAUGGAUUGGUUAGUGGUUUAAUGUAAAGUUUUGAAAUGA
Messenger RNA from Cucurbita maxima (winter squash), 1227 nucleotides. RefSeq names its product 1-aminocyclopropane-1-carboxylate oxidase 1-like. The record is from RefSeq and is a predicted model, not a curated record. Lineage: Eukaryota; Viridiplantae; Streptophyta; Magnoliopsida; Cucurbitales; Cucurbitaceae. Bases 76 to 1011 code for a protein of 311 amino acids. The transcript has 3 exons.